AUGCGCAACCCGGAUCAUUCCGGGAAGUACAGCCAAUGUGAGGUUGGUUUGUAUGGACUUGAGUGCAAUCAGACUUGUUCUAGGCAAUGUUUGGAUAAUACGACUUGCAGUAAUGUUAAUGGAAACUGCAAAAGUGGGUGUGAAGAGGGAUUUGGAGGGAUGAAAUGUGAAGAAGAAUGUGAACUUGGAAAUUAUGGGAUGAAUUGUGCCUUUAGCUGCAGUGGAAACUGUUUACGUAAUCUAACCUGCAAUCGAUUUUCCGGUAAAUGUGAAGAAGGCUGCAUUGCAGGAUAUACUGGUGUUCGUUGUGAUGAAGAAUGUUCACCAAUGACUUUUGGACCAAAAUGUAAACACAUAUGUAGUGGUCAUUGUGCAGAAUCGCAUACCUGUAAUCACGUGACUGGAAUUUGUGCAAAUGGAUGCGCAGACGGAUAUAAUGGAUCACUUUGCGACGCAAAAUGUGUGGAAGGAUACUUUGGUACAAAUUGCAUUCGUCGGUGGUCGCAAAACUGCAAGAACACAUGUAACCAUGUUAGUGGAAUAUGUUUCUGUUCAACAGGUUUCUCAAGUGAUCCUUAUUGCAUGAAAGUACUCAAGGGGGAACAGACCAGCGAAACAAAUAGCAAACCAGUCGCACUGAUUUUCUCUGUUGGGUUAAAUGUCCUACUGCUUUGCUCUGUAGUCUUCUUGAUCAGAACGAUUCAAAUCAAGAGAAAAACAGAAUCAAGGAAAAGAGUACAAAAUGUGGAGCCACUUACUAUUGAAAAUUCUAUGGAUGUACACUAUCAGGAUUUGGAAACAGUAGAUCAAUCUUUCUGCUACCAGGAGCUACAGACGAAAGAAAAUAAAUCCUUCUAUCAAAAUUAUUCAUAA
Molecule: messenger RNA, 873 nt
Organism: Saccostrea cuccullata (small rock oyster)
Lineage: Eukaryota; Metazoa; Mollusca; Bivalvia; Ostreida; Ostreidae
Product: multiple epidermal growth factor-like domains protein 10
Exons: 7
Coding region: 1-873 (290 amino acids)
Molecular function (GO): scavenger receptor activity
Source: RefSeq, a predicted model, not a curated record